Messenger RNA from Linnemannia hyalina, 3102 nucleotides. NCBI's taxonomy places the organism in Eukaryota, Fungi, Mortierellomycota, Mortierellomycetes, Mortierellales, Mortierellaceae. The record is from the annotation of a GenBank genome assembly.
AUGCAUCAUCAAGAACACCUCGAGCAAAUCCGUCCAGACUCACCCACCUCCCUCGAGGACUCGCUCUCUGAAGGAAGCGUCGACUCCCUUUCUGUCGGCUCGACAGAUUCUGCAGACAUCCCUGAUCCCCUCUUCCACCACGGCUUGAACAACAAUAAUAAUAACAACAACGCACGCCCACCUAGUUCCGACCGGAAUCAAUCCUCCUCUAUCCUCACCCAUCCCACCAGUCCAUCCUCCAAUGGCCUCAGGAGCAGGAACGAACAACAACACCUCAUAACAAAACCAAAGGCACUCACGCCACGUCUCUUGAACACCUUCGACAGUCCUAUGAUGGCCACCCCUCCUCUUUCCCCCACACGACAACCUGCUCCUUGCGAUUUCACUCAGGAGUCAUCUGUUCAAGUGUCCUCUCAAGAAUCUCAUCCUGCCGUCUCUGUCGCCACCACCCCUACUGCGGCUACAGCCGCAACUGCAGCUCCUGAAAGAUCGUCACCCACCAAGGCUCACAAGUCUGGAUCAAGUAGCAACGGAAGUGGAAACCAUGGUAACGGAGGAGGAGGACAAGGCGACCGGAGAAGAAACCAGGCAGCAGCCCGCUCAAGAGCAGAGUCUGCACCUCCUACUGCAAGGACAGCUUGGCCUGAUCGACCUCCCGUUGAUCCCACAGGACCUGUUGUUUCUGUUGAGCCUCCCCGGAUACCAAACCAGCACCCAUCGGCCCAGCCCGUGUCGGCCUGGAACUCGCUUCUCACUGGUGUGUCGCCAGUUCGUGUCAACCCUCGACCCGUCGUCAGACCCCCAACACGGUCCAAUGUUUCACCCUCUUCUAACGAACAACGGCGUCUUCAAGAUGUGCCUAUCAUGCUGUCGCCUGAGCGGGAAGGGAGGUUGACGAUGGAGAUGUACAGUCUCUUUGAGACCAUCUUACCCACCGAGGAGAGCCAUCAGCGUAGGACGCGGCUCAUCGGCAAGAUUGAGGAGAUUGUGGAGACAGAGUGGCCAGGACAGGAUAUCAGAGUGCUGCCAUUUGGGUCGACCAUCAAUGACUUGGGUACCAACACAAGCGACGUUGAUAUCUGCAUCUUGACUUCGUGGCUCGGAUUGCAGGGUGUAGAGAUGUUGGCUGAGGUGUUCCGCAAGCACGGCAUGGAGAAUGUUUUCUGCGUCCCUGGCGCACGAGUCCCCAUUGUCAAGCUAUGGGAUCCUGAACUGCAAUUGUCGUGCGAUAUGAACAUCAAUACUCAGUUGGGCAUCAUGAAUUCCAGGAUGGUGAAGACCUAUGUGGCGAUCGACCACCGUGUGCGCCCCUUUGCUAUGAUUAUCAAACACUGGGCUCGCAAAAGAGUCCUCAACGAUGCAGCUAAUGGAGGUACCAUUUCGACAUACACCUGGAUCUGCAUGGUGAUCAACUUUUUGCAAAUGCGGUCGCCGCCCAUUUUGCCGUCCUUGCACGACAUGCCGCACGAGCUCUCUCCAGACAACCAGGUCAUCAAUGGAAACAACACGUCAUUCUUCAGCGACUUGGCCAAGUUGGAGGGCUUUGGCAGCGCCAACAAAGAGUCACUAGGAGGACUUCUUUACGCCUUCUUCAGAAAGUUCGCCAUUGAGUUUGACUAUGACCACCAUGUGGUCUCGGUUCGUCAUGGCUGCUAUCUGACCAAGGAGUCCAAGGGUUGGCACUUGCCCGGAAAGCACUACAGGCUGCUCUGUGUGGAGGAGCCGUUCGACACCAGCCGAAACCUGGGAAACUCUUGUGACAUGGCCAGUAGCAAGGGAUUGAAGCAUGAGUUCAAGAGGGCGCUGGAUAUCCUGAACCACAAUGGUAGUCUGGAUCAGGUAUGCGAGCAGUGGAUCUUCCCCUCGAGCUAUUACCACAACACCAACAAUGGAUACAGGAACUCGAACGGCAACGGACAGUUUUCGGGCAACAAUACGGCGUCGCUUGGAAGGCGCUAUGCUGCCGGAUAUCGGUCUCGCCCGCACACUCGGGAUACUUUUGAUCGCAACGGGAGUCACAACAACGGCAACAACAAUGGAGGAGGAGGUGGAUCUGAUGGAUCAAGCGGGUCUUCUGAAAAUUAUAAGUCCAAUCGCUCGUACAACUCGUCUUCUUCCAACGCCAGCAACAGCAGCAACGGUAACGCGGAGGGCCGACAAGACAGGAACUACUAUGAAAGGCGACCUCGAUCCAGCUCUGCCUCGGUUGCGACCUCGUCGUCUCUUCCUACGCCUCGACUCGUUGAAACUUUAUUGGAAGAUGUCAAGGAACACGGUGCGCAAGCAGAGAAGUCUUUGGAGGGGGAGCCAGUGUUAGAGUUGGCAAAGAGUGAGUCGGCCGGGAAGAACGACACCACGGGCCCCCAUCAUACUGGAUCCAAUCGACUUCGUCGCGCCAGCGUACACUCGUCGGACAGUACUUCCGGAUCCGGAUCGCAUUCAUCGUCCACGAAACAAGGCGACAAGCCCAAGGCCCAAGGAUCUCCAACGUCAGUGAACAACUCUCAACGUCGGGGCAAGCCAUCAGCAACCAAAGGAAACAGCAGUGAGGGACCCAAGAGCAACAACACCAAUGGUAGCAGCAACCAUGGCGGCAGUGGUAGCAGUCACGGUCGACAGAAGAAUGGUCGAUCUGGCAAUGGAAGCCAUCGCGAGAGUGGUGGGCAUGGGAGCAAGGCACCUCGCGCGACUGUAGAGCUUUGUUUGGCUGAUAUUGCAAAGACGACACCUCAUUUGUUUGCUGGCAGCAAGUCUGAGACGUCACUGCCCGAGUCUUCGGAUGCCCCUUCUUCAGUUUUUGUUGGUGCUGGAAGUGAUGUGUUGGAAGUUGCUGCAGACGCUGCGAAGAAGAAGAAGACGGGCAAGAAGAGUUUGCUUUGGUCGACUAACUCGAACCGAGGAGAGUCUGGCCCCAACCAGCAUCAUCAUCAUCACCAACAGCACCAUGGCCAUCGUGCAUCGAAGCUUCAGGAACACCACAAUCAUAACCACAGCCACAGCCAAAAGACGACAAGCCAUUCGACCAAGACCAAGACGACACGGGUCGAUGAGGCUGGCCCUCUAGGUGACUCUACCGGCGACACCCUUCCUCGAUCCUCAUGA